Molecule: messenger RNA, 408 nt
Organism: Geodia barretti
Lineage: Eukaryota; Metazoa; Porifera; Demospongiae; Tetractinellida; Geodiidae
Source: the annotation of a GenBank genome assembly
AUCCCUUUUGAUGUUGAUCAGGCCGCUGCGUCCAGCAUGUUGGGCUCCGGCAGUGCCUCGUUGCCGGCGGCGUUGGGGAUGGUGAGGUAGCGGCGGGCUUCGGCCCAUUCGUCGUGUUGCUCGGCCAGCACCGCGCCCACCAGGCGCCGCGCCGAUAGCCGGUUGGGGAAGAUGCCCACCACGUCCCCUUUCGGGGGCAGGCUCCGGCGCCUUAUCUCCCGGUUCAGCCGUUCCUGCGGGUUGUUGGACCACAGCUUCUGCCAGUGGGCCACUGGGAAGGCCGUGAAGGCCAGGAUGUCCGGCGCGGCGUCCGCCAGCAGUUCGGCCACCUGGGGAAAGGGCUCCCGGAGUUGUUCCACCACUCGGUCCAAUUGGCCGUGGACCUCGGCGGGAGACAGUUGCUGGUAG